AUGCAUGGAAUCUCUCCAACGCGAAGCACCUUGCCUCGUGGAAAUCUGACCUGUCGCAAAACGAUCACCUCCACCGCCAACAAUUGUGACCUGUCGCUUUUCCUUGCACUCCACACGCGCGCGCCUCGCGACAAGCAGUUGACAAGGAUCAUGGCGUCCAUAGUCGAGUCGGAGAAUAGUCUGGGCGAGACGCAGGUGGCGCAUCUGGAGAUGAUGAAGAGGAAGUUGAUGGGACUUGACAAGGACGGCGAAGAGGAUGAGGAGCAGAGCAGAGGGCCUACGAUUCCUGACUCCAUGGGCCAGGACGGCAACUCACUACCACCCGCACGAUCCUCGACCACAUCCAAUCGACCCCGGAAGACGACUUCCUCGCCAAAGAAAGCUCCACCGCGAUUCGCUUCCUCUGCUUCGGCGCCGAAGGCUGAGAUGGAAGCUAUGGUUCAAGAUGCGACGCCCCGCAGCACGCUCAAUGGCGUAGCGAAGGCGGCGUCGUUUGGAGGUCCACCGGCCAGUGCCUUUCCCAAUGGCGACACCCAGUCGCAAGACUCGCAGGUUUAUGAAGCAUAUCGCGAGUCUAUACGCCGGGAGUCGGAAGAGGAUAUCACGCCGGUGAGGAGGGUGAGGUCUGCGUCGCCGAAUACGUUGGGCACGAAUGUAGAUGGCGAUGAGGAUGGUGUGCCUGAGCGCACGCCGCGCACGUUGAUGCAGCAAGAGUCGGGGUAUGUGGAUUUGGAGGGAUUCCUACAAGGAAGGGAUGUUUCGCCGGUGAAUUCGACACAAGGCUUUGAGGAGUUGUUGGACGAAGAUCAGAGUCCGGAGACACAAAUCCAUGCGCCGCCUGCGAGGACUUCUUCGAAUGGAGGGAUGCCGCAGACGCCUGCUGGCUUGCCAGAAGGACAGCAGGGGGAAGCUAUGACUUCGAUAACCACUGGUCCCAAGUACUCCCAGCUGUUUCCGAAGGCAGACCUCAUGGGCCAGUCUCAGGCUUUCCAUCAGACGCAGGAGGCAUCCUCGCCGUUUCCUAGUGGUCCACCUUCCGACCCGGCUAUGACGAGGCCGUCGCCUAAUCAUGUCGCUUCGUCGCCGAUGAGGGGAUUUUCGUCGCCGGUGCAGGCGAGGGCGACAUUGAAGAGGCCGGCGGCUUCGAUGAGUGAGCCGAGGGGGGAGUAUACCAGUAUGCGAGAUUCACAGGAGAGAAGAGCUGCGCGGCUUAGAGCAGAGCAGGAGAAGCAAGAUCUGGAGGAGAGUGAUAGCGAGGAUGAUACGCAGACGAGGAGAUACCGCGAUCGCAUGACGAGGAGAGCGCUGAGCGAACAGGCUAUGCGCGCUACUGCCAACGUGAGGGUUAUGAGGCCGUCAUAUGGGCAGAGUGCUACGAAGUCUACGAGGAAGACAGGACACCCGAUUGAUCUGACGACGCCUGGGACGGUGGCACGGGUUAGGUGGGAGGAGGACUUGAUUGAGGAUGAAGAGGAGGUUGAGGAGGAUGGUGAGACCCAGGUUGAGCUGCCGAAUGGUGGGGAGGAUCGAGAGGAAGAUAUGGACGAUGAUGCGGCGCCGGAAGCGAAUGACGAUGAUGAAUAUGAUGAGCUCCAACAGACGGUUUUGCGGAGUCAGAGUAAUCAUCAGGAAGAAGAGGAUGAGGAUGGCAGUGUUGUCGAGGAUGAUGAGGAACAUCCCACGGCGGAAAACGACGAGCUGCAGGACACACAACGUCCUGAGGAUGAUGAGGACGAACAAGUGGAUCAACGAGCUCAGGAUGGCCCAGCAGCGACUCAGCGAUCCACCAUCGCCGACUCCCAACCUACUGGUCAAGAUCCACCUCAUUCUGCUCCGCAGCAAUCGACACAUCAUUCUUCCAUGGCGUCUUUUGUCCCAGGCUCUCAGUAUACCGGCAAGACAAGCGAGGAGCAGGCGUUCCUCAAGUCUUCACGGCCAAGUCAGACGCGAGUUCCGGCCUCGCCGUUUGUCACAGAAGAGAGCGAGGAGAAGCUUCCAAGCAGUCCUCCUCUCGCAGCUGGAGUUGAUAGCAACGUCAGCACGGCCGACGACUCUGCUGAAGCGUCCCUCGCGCGGCAGAAUCUUCUCAAUCAAUUCCAACGUGGAGAACCGCAAGCAACAGGAGACUCUGCAAAUUCAAUAAGGCAGCAAGAAAUCCCGGACAGCGACCUCCCAGAACAGCAAACAUCCUCCCACGCAAACAAGGACGACUCCCGCAUUGCUUCAAAUGAAGACGAAGAGUCCCAGAACCGCUUGCUCUACUCUACCGCCCGCACCCACGUCUCCGCAUCCGCAUCCGCCGUAUCUCCCGUCAAACCCUCCCAACCGCCAUCUCUCCUUCAUCAAGCUUCAUCUUACUCCCCUCUCAAAGCUUUCCGUCAAGCCAACCCGGCAAGCCAGCAAUCCCGCCACCUCUCCCAGCAGAGCACGAUGUCACCACGACAAGCUGUCGGCGUGCGACGAUUUGGUGACAUGACGAGGGGUGGAAGUGUCAUGAGGAGUUUCGAGGAAGAUGACAUGGACCUUGAGGGCAUCAUGGAUGGCGUUAUGACUACUGAUGAUAAGGCUUUCAUGAAGAUCAUGUCUAGUCCGAAGAAGGGACGUGGGUCGUCGCAGAGGAAGAAUGGCGGGAACGCGGAUGUUAAGAUGAACGAGGCUGAAGGUUACACCUCUGGACUUUCGGAUCCGCCGCAACAGGAGUCUGAAGGGCAAGAAAUGACGAUUCCGGAGUCAGAGCAUGGUCUUGUGAUCCCAGCGCCGCUGCCGGCUGCGAGGGAGAAGAAAGUGCUGAGGGAUAGUCCCAGCAAGGCGAAUAAGCUCCCUACUCCUCCUACGGCGGAUGAGCUGGAUGAGGAGAAGGGCUUGACGCCGGAGAGUGCUUUGAGGCGGGAGCGCGAGGGGUCGAGACAUGUUUCGCAGCUUAUUGAUCAGCGCGGUGUGGCUGUGAAUAAGAAGCCGCGGCCGAAAGCGGUUGUGUAUGGGAGAAAGGGAGGGCGGUUUGAGAAGAACCCUGCCAAGAAGGGAAGGAAGGCGAGGAGGGUUGUGAGUGAUGACGAGGAGGAGGAAGGAUUGGGUGUGGUUCAGGAGACGAUGGAAAAGGAGAAGCGGGAUGAGGUUGUUGAUGAAGUCAAUCGGAGUGAUAAGACGCCUCCGCCUGCUGAGCGAGUGCAUGAUGCUGGAGGCGUUGAGAACGCCGAGCAGGCUGAGCAAGAAGCCGAGAAGGAUCAAGCUGAGCGAGAUGAGGCGGCGAAGGAGCAAGACGAACAAGCUGCUACGGAGCCCACGACCACCGGCAGUGCAUCCGCUCCAGACCGCAUUUGGGCGCUCUUCAAGGGCACCUACAACCACUUCUACCCAGCCACCUGGCUCAGCAGCUCGCUCGACGGACAGACUUACAGAAUCCGCUUCGACGACACGACGGUCACCGACAUCGAGACUCAGCAUGUUCGUCGACUGGAGCUGCAAGUUGGAGAUCUGCUUCGUGUGGACAACAAAGGUAUGCGCAAGCUGACGUACAGAGUUGUUGGACAUGGCGAGCUGGCUGCUACGAAGGAAGUGCGUGCGCUGGGGACGGACGAUCAAGGUCGCGCUUCGGUCAAAGUCGUGGCUAAAGCUAGUCGAGCGAGCACAGCAGGUGAGGAGGUGGAUGAGGAUUCUGCGGAGACUCAGGAUGUGCCGAUCAAUCAGCUCUAUCUCACGCAUUCGAUGUGGAAGGCUUACAAGGAUCGUUACUUUACGCCUCCCAACGCCGUCGCACUCGUGGGAGGCCUGGCGCAAGGCCGAUCUCGCCUCUCCACCCCUUCUUCGGGCGUCCAGACUCCUGCUAUUGAUGGAGUGUCACCCACACGUUCUCUCCGCGGCGCGACCAACACCGCAUCCACCAAGCGCAGCAAAUUCACUCACUCCCAUCUCCGCGAUACCCCUCUCGCUUCAUCGUCCGACGCACUGGGAAACCCGACCCAACUCUUCGCCAACAUGGCUUUCGCAAUCACCUACGUCUCUUCCGCAGACGAAAAGUCCGCCGUCAUGGACGCCAUCAUCCGCCAUGGCGGUACAAUACUCGAAGAAGGCUUCGCGGAACUGUUCGACAUCCCCGACCUCUCCUCCUCCGCCACAACACCUUCCACAUCCGAGACAGAUCCCGCCGCUCACCAGACUCUCCGACUGAAACCUCAAUUCUCCUCUCUGCGCUUCGUCGCCCUCAUCGCAGACCGCCACUCCCGUCGAGCGAAGUACAUGCAAGCCCUCGCUCUCGGGCUCCCUGCCCUUUCUGGCAGAUGGGUGCUCGACUGCCUCGACCCAAACCGCAACGGUUCGAUCGAGAAGGCCGGGGUGAAGGCGGGCGUGCUUCCGUGGGAGAGAUAUAUGUUGCCAGCGGGGGAGAGCUCGUACCUCUCCGGCGCGAUAAGGUCGCGUACGGGAGGUCCGGUGUCUUCGGAUCUGGAAGGCGGGACGUUGAAGGGCAUGAUUGAGGCGAGGCCGAGGUUGUUGAGGGAUGAGGGGGUGCUGAUUGUUGCGUCGCCGCCGCCGAGUGGAGUCAAGGAGAGUGGACCGUGGGAGCGGACGAAGACGUUUGUCUUCCUUACUUUGGCCAUUGGAGCGGGACGAGUUCGGAGGGUUGACGAUCUGGGUUCUGCUGCGGAGCUGCUCGGGAGGAAUGGAGUUGAGGAGGUGAAAGAAGGGUGGGGAUGGGUUUAUGUUGCUGGAGACGUGGAGGAGUCGUAUGACACUCUCGUUGGCGCUGCGUCGUCUGGUCAGGGGAAAGGUGGUGGGAGGAAGAGGAAGCGAGUCGUUGAGGAUGUUGGGCGGAAAGGCGAGGAUGGGAGGGAGAGGAAGAUGAUCAAGGAUGGGUGUACGGGGAAAGUGUUGGGGGUGGAUGAUGGGCGGUGUCGGGUUGUGGGGGAUGAGUUUGUUAUUCAGAGCUUGAUUUUGGGGGGGUUGGUGGAUUGA
Messenger RNA from Zymoseptoria tritici IPO323, 4950 nucleotides. RefSeq lists its product as uncharacterized. Gene Ontology annotation, cellular component: nucleus. The transcript has a single exon. The record is from RefSeq and is a predicted model, not a curated record. Gene Ontology annotation, molecular function: histone binding. Lineage: Eukaryota; Fungi; Ascomycota; Dothideomycetes; Mycosphaerellales; Mycosphaerellaceae. Bases 1 to 4950 code for a protein of 1649 amino acids. Gene Ontology annotation, biological process: DNA damage checkpoint signaling; positive regulation of transcription by RNA polymerase II.